This is a messenger RNA of Sardina pilchardus (European sardine), 3170 nucleotides long. Its product is annotated as phospholipid scramblase 2-like. The coding region runs from base 244 to 1341 and encodes 365 amino acids. Lineage: Eukaryota; Metazoa; Chordata; Actinopteri; Clupeiformes; Clupeidae. The transcript is spliced from 8 exons. Gene Ontology annotation, cellular component: plasma membrane. The record is from RefSeq and is a predicted model, not a curated record. Gene Ontology annotation, biological process: plasma membrane phospholipid scrambling. Gene Ontology annotation, molecular function: phospholipid scramblase activity.
CGGAGUAUCUUAAGUGAGAAAACAAAAAUAAGCUUAGGCCCACAGUUGCGUAUAGGCUCUAGUGUCACGGGACUAUUCAAUUCCAAAGUAGAACAUUUAGGCUACAGAGGGAAGCAUAGACUGAGUUACUAAAUCAGCGCGUUUAAAAAAUAGCCUGCGGUGCGCUAUACUUCCUAUUUACUGAGAGCAACCCCUGGCAUGUGAGAAACGUCAACCUGUGUUUGAAACGAUCUGUUAAUUGUCAUGUCUGGACCAGGGUACCCCUCCCCUCACCAGGGUCCUUACCCCAUGCCCCAACCUGGUGGAUACUCCAUGCCCCCAUACCCCAUGUCCGAGCCAGGCUACGGUGACCCCGGCCAAGCGCCUCCUGCUGGGUUUCACAUGGGUUACCAGCCCUCUCCGGACCAGCCGGUCAUGUACCAACCCGGCCCGGUUGGCCAAGGUCCAGCCAUGCCAAUGCACGAGUAUGGUGGGUCCCCCCAGUACCAGCACUCGGGGCCAGGAGCUCCCCCAUACCAGCAGCCUGGACCAGGAGCUCCUCCAUACCAGCAGCCAGGGCCAGGCGCUCCCCCAUACCAGCACUCAGGACCAGGAGCUCCUCCAUACCAGCCCUCAGAACCAGCUGCGGCAGUGACCCCUGCGCCAGUCUCAGUGCCAGCGGGUGUGCCACCGGGCCUGGAGUACCUCGCACAGAUUGAUCAGAUUUUGAUACAUCAGAAAGUCGAGCUUCUGGAAGCGUUCAUCGGCUUUGAGACCAACAACCAGUAUGAGAUCAAGAACAGCAUGGGGCAAAAGAUCUACAAGGCCAAGGAGAAGAACGACUGCUGCACUCGCAACUGCUGUGGCUCGCUACGCAGCUUUGACAUGAAGAUUAAGGACAACAUGGACCGCGAGGUCAUCCGGCUGAUCCGCCCCUUCCGCUGUGUGUCCUGCUGGUGUCCCUGCUGCCUUCAAGAGAUGGAAGUACAAGCACCGCCUGGUACCACCAUUGGUUAUGUCUCCCAGGACUGGCAACCUUGCUAUCCCAAAUUCUCUAUCCAAGGCCCAAACCGUGAGACAGUGAUGAAACUAGAGGGGCCAUGCCUUGCCUGCAAUUGCUGUGGAGAUGUGAACUUUGAUCUGAAGGGGAAAGAUGGUGGUCAUAAGAUUGGCCGUAUCAGUAAGCAGUGGAGUGGUCUGCUCAAAGAGGUGUUCACAGACACGGAUAACUUCGGUAUCCAGUUCCCGAUGGACAUGGACGUCAAAAUGAAGGCGGUGCUGAUGGGUGCUUGCUUCCUUAUCGAUUUCAUGUUCUUUGAGAAAGUUGGGGAGACCAAUCAGCGCAACACUGUUUUCUCAUAAGAGGAUGAGAAGCGAAUCCGCCUGUAUCGUCUCUUCCUGAAGAUGUCCGAACCCUUCUGCCGGGUUUUCUCCUCGUCCAUAGGUCAUCUCCGCAUCCCCCGUGGGAAUGACAUGCUCUUUCCCGCCCUCCAGCUUAGGCUCUUCUUCAGCCACUCCGGUGCUAGUGUUUGGCUCGCUCCAGUAAGACAUUUGUUGCUUCAGAAAUAAGAACGUUUAACCUUUUCUACUCAACUGUCACUUCCUUCCUUUUCUUUGGUCACUCACUCCCUUUCACACACACGCACGCACGCACGCACACACACACACCACACCACACAUGUUAUUACCACAUUUGUAUCAGGUUCAUAUUCACCACAGCUACUACUUUUUAUAGCCAUUGUUAUUUACCAAAUAUCAAAGUUUGUUUGAAAUAGUAGAUAUUUUUUGCACUUCUUAUCUGAAAGGGUCAUUUUAUACAACAAUGCAGUUUUUUUUAAUCAUCCUGGUUUGUGUUAUGAUGUGUUUAAGUUGAUUUCUUAAUGUAUUCAUCUUUUUUUGUAACGUUUGACGUAUGUAUACGCACAUAACAGUGAAAAUGUGUCAACAGAAGUAGGUGUGCCGCAAUUGAGAUGUUGUUGUGUAAGUUUGUAUUAGCUGGGAAGGCAGGAGAGGGAGUGAGUGAGUGAGGGAAAUCUACUCUGAGUCACUUUUUCCUCCGAGGUCACUGGAAGUUUGGACGUUGGGCCAAUAGGAAGGAAAGUCAACAGCACAUUGACCCUGUUACAGUUUAACAACAGAUGGAGGAAGUUUACAUGUGGGGACGCAGGGGGGUAUCUUAGGUUGCAAAAUAGAGGGCACACUGGACUGUAGGAAUGCUCUUAUUCCCAUGCAAGAAAGCUUUACAUGAUCACAGUACAUGCCUUAACACAUGGGCUUCAUAGGGUGUGGAAAAGUCCCUCCAGAGAGCUUUAUAGGUUCAGCCAAGGAGAAAUGACAUCCAUCUGUUUUGAAUGUAGCAGCUAGAAAGCAAGACACGGGGCGCGGGGAACAUCAGGUCUCCUAGAAAAGGCUGCGUUUGUCUUGGGCUCACUCUCCAAAUCAGCUUGUUGUCAGGGACUGAAGAGUGGUUCCUGUGUGUGGAGAAAACAAACCUUCCAAAAGAGCGCGGUGUAAUGACACGCACGGGAGAGGAGGGAGAGGCCGAGUGGAAAUUCGGAUCAUGUGGGACCCACAGCCGCAGCCAACAGAACAGGAUUAUCAAGUUCUCCGUCCAGUCACGUUUUAGUGCCUUUCGAAACAACGCCUCUGCGUGAACACCUGAGGUGUAAUGAUGAUGAUUUAUGCAUCAUAUAUCAUGAUACUGAUUUCUGGUCAGCUCUUUAGACUGGGUUUAUUUAGUGGGUGGCCUGUUGGUUUGGUUAGUUGAUUGAGGUAAAGCCAAAAAACUUAACAGGGGUGUUGUGUCUCAUCAAAUCUGAAUAAUGAAACCACUGCCUUAGAACUUUGACAUUUCUACAUUUUUUGUCCAGUUGUGAUGUUUAUGUUCAGUGUUUCUCUCUCACACACACACACACACACACACACACAUACAUAUCUAUAGUAUAUUUACUAUAUGUGUAUUUAUAUAUAUUAUACAUUAGUAUCAUACACUGUGUGCCAUAAUACCAAAUGGAUUAAAACCGCAAUUUUCUCUGAUUGUCUGUCCAUGUAACUGUGGUGCUGAAUUACCAAAAACCAAAGUGCUUUCAUUCCACGAUCAAUUCAUGCUGAUGUCAAUGUUAUUAUUUUUUUUAGAAAUGAACCACUUUAUAUCAUGUCCAAAUAUUGUAUAAUAAACAAUAACCAGCGUA